GGAGUGGACAUAGCUACAGUUCCACAAGCAAGGAAAGCUUAAACACUGAGAGAGUGCGGUCACCAACCAUAUCUCUUCUUGUUGAAAAAAUUAAUUUUUUUUUCAGGGAAUCUUUAGCUUACCAGGGCCAUAGAAGAUCACAUACCCUAACAAGCGUAUCUUCUUCUUUAACUUCCAUUCUCACCUUACAUAAAGAAAGCUUCAAGCCUUAAUAGAAUUUUUGCUCAAUGUUCCCUUUACACCAAGGUGAUGAGCUGUGCUUCAAUAUUUCCUCCGAUCCCCACCAACAACACAACAUCCCACAAGAUCUGAUUCUUGCUCGAUAUGCUGCACUCCAAGGAAGUGAUACAACCAACAAAAUGGAAAAUGAUCGGCGGCGAUUUUUAAUUUCCAUGGACAGUAAUCAUGAGGUUGCUAGAGAUCAUAGUAAAAAUAAUAAUAAGAAGAUGAUGCAUAGAAAUAUUGAAAGACAAAGAAGGCAAGAAAUGACAACCCUUUAUGCAUCCCUUCGAGCUCUACUCCCUCUUGAGUUUAUCAAGGGAAAGCGUUCAAUAUCGGAUCACAUGAACGAGUCUGUGAAUUAUAUAAAGUAUCUCCAAAAGAAGAUCAAAGAACUUAGUGCCAAGAGAGAUGGGUUAAAGAAAUCCCCCAAUUUAAGCUUUGAUUCCCCAAGUGGAAGUUCUAACAAGUACUCUCCAAUUAGUCCAGUAACCCUCCAGCCAUAUCCAGGUGGUAUUGAGGUUGUGUUUGAUAGUGAUUUUAGGGGGCAAGAUUCCCCCCUAUCAAGAGUGUUGCAAGUGUUGCUUGAAGAAGGAAUCUCUGUUGUUAACUGUGUUUCCACCAAAGUAAAUGAAAGAUUAUUUCAUACCGUCCAAACUGAGGUCAAUGAUCCUGCAUGCUUAAAUCUAUCCGAGCUGCGGCAGAAAUUAACCCUACGAGUUGUUUCUUGAACAAGUGAUUUGUCCAAGUAAAAAUGUUUAUGCUUCUUGGAUCAUUGACAUCUUGCACUGUAACAAUCUGACUUCCGAUUGAAACACUUCUCUCAACAUGGUUUCGUUUUUGAGAAACUUAAUUUGAUGAAAAUGCUUGCGAGCAUUUUUGAGAAAUAUUAGAGGUAUUUUGUAAAUAAUUGCUCUUGAAGACUUUUUGGGAGGCAUUAUAUCUGUGCAUGCUUAUAUUUGCACAGGAGCUAAAUUCACUACUGGGUUGCUAUGCUGUACUUGCUAUUUCCUACAUGCAGGAGUGCACAAUAAAUUCUGUUGAAAACACCAA
Populus trichocarpa (black cottonwood) is the source of this 1272-nucleotide messenger RNA. Its product is annotated as transcription factor bHLH118. The transcript is spliced from 3 exons. Lineage: Eukaryota; Viridiplantae; Streptophyta; Magnoliopsida; Malpighiales; Salicaceae. Bases 228 to 950 code for a protein of 240 amino acids. Gene Ontology annotation, cellular component: RNA polymerase II transcription regulator complex. Gene Ontology annotation, biological process: regulation of transcription by RNA polymerase II. The record is from RefSeq and is a predicted model, not a curated record. Gene Ontology annotation, molecular function: protein dimerization activity; DNA-binding transcription factor activity, RNA polymerase II-specific; RNA polymerase II transcription regulatory region sequence-specific DNA binding.